Messenger RNA from Eriocheir sinensis (Chinese mitten crab), 8621 nucleotides. RefSeq names its product CAP-Gly domain-containing linker protein 1-like. Gene Ontology annotation, biological process: Golgi vesicle transport. The transcript has 29 exons. Gene Ontology annotation, cellular component: Golgi apparatus. Gene Ontology annotation, molecular function: small GTPase binding. Bases 118 to 6777 code for a protein of 2219 amino acids. Lineage: Eukaryota; Metazoa; Arthropoda; Malacostraca; Decapoda; Varunidae. The record is from RefSeq and is a predicted model, not a curated record.
AACUCAUGCCUGGCUGUUAUGGUGAGAGAGAGCGUUGCGCCGGACACUAAGCGACCAUGGACACUCGAGAAGGGUGAAACUGGAAUAUGGUGAAAAUUGUAGGACACCGCGGCCAAGAUGUUCAAGAAGCUACGGGAGAAGAUCACAGAGGAAGUACAACAGACGUCCCUGCGGCUACCAGUGUCUGUGCAGCAGUCUGUGCAGCAGCUGACUCAGAAUUCAACCACCGAUCAGUGGCUUGAGACCGUUAAAGAAGGAAGCCAAUUAAGUCUGUCGCCAUUCAGCGGGGCAGCAGCCUCACCAGGGGAACAGAAGAGGGAGUUGGCCCCACCAGCCCCACUGCAAGAUGAGCUUUUGGUGGAUAUUUCGGACAUCAGACCAGCAGGUCACAAUAAAGAUCUCUUCAGCAUUGAUGAGGACAGCCAUGAAGGCUCACCCAGCAAGUCGGGGUUCCAGCUGGUGGACCUUAGUGAUGCUGAGGCCAUGACCUCCGGUGAGGCCGGCAGUGGUCAUGGAAGCAGCCAGGGUGUGGCUGGGGUGACCUUUGACCCCAGCAUGUCUGUCACUGCCAGCCCUGCCCUCAGAUCCAGGAGGGACUCAGCUUGCUCCAGUGUCAGUGAUGCUAGCGGGUUGUUCCCAAUCUAUGAGGUUCCUGGAGUGUCUUUCAACAUACCUCAGAGUGACCUUGAGUCCUCAAGUGAGUGGGAGGAGGGUGGGGGCAGUGCAGCUGUGGUGGAACGACUUAGCAAGGACACGGUGUACCAGGCCUACCUCAAGAUGCGGCAGCGCUACCACAAGUACAAGGGCCGGUACGCUAUGUGGUUGUUCGUGUGUUGGUAUGCAGACCUUGCACGUGCUUACAAGGACAAGGAAAAAGAAUCAGAGAAACUAAGAGAUGUUCUUGCCAAGACACAGGACAAAGCUCUGCGUAAAGUGAGUGAGUUGAAGGAGCAAUGUUCCUUAGAACAGCAGGCAAAGGCACAUUUGGAGGAAGAGCUUCGCAGUGAUCUGGAGGAGAAGGAUCAUAAGAUUGCUGCCCUGCUCACAAAGGUGAGUGGGCUGCAGGAACAGUGUUCACUGCAGAAGCAAGCUAAAGCUCACCUGGAGGAAGAGCUUAAUGCAGAUUUAGAAGAAAAAGAACUCAAGAUUGCAGCUCUGAAGAUGAAGGUGACAAUCCUUCAAGAGAGUGUCUCAUCAGACUUGGCCAACCCAGCAGUGAGCCACAACAACAAUAAUAACAUCAAUAACAACCAGCAGCUGGGACAGGGUGGGGGAGUAACGCUGCAGGAUGAAGGUGACAGCGCAUCAGCCUGUGACAACACCUCAGGCACUGACAACACUUCAGGCACAGACAACUCGGGCGCUGACAACACCUCCACUGCUGAGAGUGUGUCGACCAUUGACAACAUCUCCAUGGCCGACAAUGUUUCAGUGACGUCCCAUGGCUCUGCCUCCACCACAGUUACUGCCAGUCAUGAAACCGACGACCUCAUUGAAAAACUCAAAGUAUCUGUGGAAGUGGAAGAGAGUGGUGACUCACCUGAUGUGUCCAAACACAAGUCUCUUCUGGCCCGCUGCAUGGACAACAUUCGGACCAACAAGGAGCGCAUUGGGGACCUCAUGCGGGAGAGGGACAUUGCCACUUCACAGCUGCAGGAAAAGAUAAAGCAGAUUGACAUCCUGAAGGAAGAACAUCUCAAAGAGUUGGACUCCAUGAAGGCCACCAAUGAGUCUUCAGCCUUUAGCAUGGCAGAGACUAAGAAGCAGCUCUUUGAGGAACUUCAAGUCAAGGAAGCCGAGGCAGAGCGAUGCCAAAAGAUGGUUGCAGCACUGGAAACACAGCUGGAGGAAGAGCGCAGUCAUUGGCAGGAACAACUUCAGAACAAGCAACAGGAAUUGGAGGAAAAGGAAGCUGUUAUUCAGGAACUUGGGUCCAAUAAUUCUACCCAGGAUGAUAUGGAAGAGGACAAGGAAGCAUCUGUGGCAGCAAUUAAGAAGGAAGUAGAAGCUAAAAUUAAUCAAUUGGAAGCUCGUACACAAGAGCUUAAAGAAUCUAGAACAAACCUUGAAACUCAGUUAUUAGAAAUAAGUGAUGUGAAAACACAGCUUGAAGACAAAGUUCUCUCUUUGAACACAGAGAAAGAGGAGAUGAGCAAGGAAGCAGAAGUGAUGAUAAAAGAGAGAAGUGACUUACAGGAAAAGCUGAGGACUGCUGACAACACCAGAGAAGAAUUAGAAAGUAAAAUUGUGGAAAUGGAAAAUCAUUGUAGCCAACUUAAAGAUGAAGUACAAGAGCUUAAAGAGUGUCGAGGGAAAUUAGAGGAGAAAAUUCAGAGAAAUGAAGAAAGGCAGGUUGAGUGUGAAAAAGAAUUAGAACAAUUGAUGAAAUCUAAUUCUGAAUUUAUUGAACAAACUAAAGCAUUGUCAGAAGAGAUAACAGCUUUUAAAGAGGUCAAUGAGAAGUUGGCAAACACCCUAGAGUUGACUCAGAAGGAGAAUACCACACUUAAAACAAGCAUGGAAAAAACUGAAGAAGAAAAAGGAAUAAUCUCUGAACAUUUAAUGGAAAAGGAUAUAAUCAUUACAAACUUGCGAGAAAAAAGUGAAGAAUUAGAUGGGAAGCUAAAGCAUACUCUUGAGGAAAAUUCUGCUCUUAUUGAGGAAGUUGCACGGACAAAAAGUGAAAAAGACUCACUGAACAAACUAAUUAAUGAGAGCAAAGAAGAAGCAGAUCAGGAAAAAGAUACAUUGUCUGAAGAACUAAAUCAUUUAAAGCAGGAAAAUGAAAGAAUUAAUAAUGAAUUCAACCAAAUUAAGUCAGAAAAGGAAAAGGAAAAUAAGAGACUUGCAGCUCUUGAGAAAGAAAAUGAAGAAUUGAGGACUGACAAAGAUAAACUCAGUUUAGAGCUCACAAAGUCAAAGGAAAAUAUUGCCAAAAUUAGUGAGCAUGCUUUUGCCGAGCUCACCGUUACAAAUGAAAAAAUGGACACAUUAAAAAAUGAGUGGUCAAAGCAAAUGGAAGAGAAAGACACAAUCAAUACAGAACUUAGUAAAAAGGUCUCAGACUUGAGUGAUAAAUUAGCUAAAAAAUCUAGUGAAUACAAAGAAAAAAAUAAUGAAUAUAGUCAGAUAUCAGAGGAAUACACUCAGAAGCUGGAAAACUUAAAAUUGCAGUUACACGAGAAAGAUGAUAAGAUACAAGAAUUUAAAUUGACACAUGACAAUUUAUUAGAGGAAAAUGAGAAAUUGAAAGGAUCUCUGGAAGUGACUAAAAAUGAAUUGCAAACAAAAGAAACAGAAAUACAAUCUGAAUGUAAUGAAUUAAAGAAAGAAAAGAGUGAAUUAAAUACUCGUGUGCUUGAGCUGGAAGCUGCUAUUGACAGUCAUGAAGUUGAGUUGACUGCGGCUGGUGAGGAAAAGAGAAAGUAUGAAGCUCAACUUGAGACCGUAAAAACUGAGAAAAAUGAACUCCAAAGGGAACUGCAAUCCCUGAAGGAGCAUAUAGAACAAGUAAAUAAAGAAGUUGUGAAUAAGGAGGAGAGCAUACAAAGUUUACACAGGGAAGCUGCUUUGAGUCAAGAAGAGUAUAGGAAAGUGAAGGAAGAAAUGGCAAAGCUCACUGAAACAUUUGAAACAGAAAUUACAAAAGCCAAGGAGAGUUAUGCAAAACUGAAAGAGAACUACCAUAACAUUAGCAGAGAAAGGGAAGAGGCCUUAGCCCAACAAAAUGAACAGAACAAUGAAUUAAAGAAUAAGUUAUUGAACACUAACCAGCAAUUAUCUGAAAUGCAAGAAGCCCUGAAGCUAAAAGAGGAAAAAAUAGAAAAAUUACUCGGUGAGAAGAAAAUCAUACUUUGUGAAUUAGAAAAGAAGGUGGAAGAUUUACAAAAUGAGCUUCAGGAGAAAGAAACCUUAUUGAAAGUGAAAACUAAAGAGUAUGACUCAAAAGUCGAGGAGUUAGAAGCACAAAUGACAAACACUGAAAAGGACCUCAAAUGCAGAUUAGAGGACAGUUUUAAGGAAAAGCAUAAUCUUGAACAACGUGUGGAAGAAUUGUUACGCAAACUCACAGAAAAUGACGAGCUGAUGGUGAGGCAGGCUGAGGUAGCAGAACAGAAGCUGAUGGAAUCCCAAAAGGCAUUGGCUGCUGAGAAAGAGGAGCUGGAGAGUACAUGGGAGGAGAGACUAAGAAAUCACGGCAUUGCUGAUUCUCUUAGUGCAAAUAGCCGUUACGUUGCUUUGCUCAACAUGUUAAAGAUCUCGUGUGAACUUGACCGACUUCAAAAGCAACACGAAGAGACUGUGGCAAGUAGCUCCAUAGAGGUGACCAGGUCCCACCAGGUUCAGUUGGAAGCUGCCCAAAGUAGCUACCAACAUUCUGUUGCCACCAGGGAUGCAACCAUUGCUGCACUUAAGGAUGAGGCUGACCAGCAGCACCUUGCCCACCAGGAGGAAGUGGAGGCCUGGCAACGCAAGUACCAGGAUUUGGAGAGCCAGCUGGCUGAGGCCAAGUGUCAGAUUGAAAGGCUUCGGGGCUUUGAGGCGGGUUUGGAAGAAGCUCGUAAACAACUUGCAGCGGCAGCAGCAGCCCAACGUGCCAGGUUGGAGGAGAAGCUCUCAGCGUCCGCGGGCACCAGUGCGACCCUCGAGGCGCAGGUAAACCAGCUGCAGCAGGACAACCAGCACCUUAAAGACACCCUAGAACACUACCAGAAGGAGAGGGAAGAAGCCAAUCAGAGGAUAGCAGCCCUGGACUCUAGUAAUGAGGAAAAUAAAAACAAGGUUCUGAGCAUGGAGCUCUCUCAUAAAGAUCUUCAGGAAAAAAUAAAUAGAUUGAGUCAAGAAAAGACAAGGUUGAUACAUCAACUUCAAGAUGGAUCCUCAGAAGGAGUGAUUGAUGAGUUGAUCAGGGAGAAAGAUGAGCUGGAGGAGCGACUUUCUAAAGAAAAGGAAGCACAAGUAACAGAGUACCAAGCAAAAACUAGAGACUUACAAAAGCAGCUUCAUGAUCUCACAGAAAUAAGACAGGGAUAUGAGACGCAAAUAAAACAGAUGGAAACCAACAGUGAUGAAAUGCAGAGAAAGUUUGGAGCUGCACAGCUUGAGCGAGAUGCAGCAAGGUCAGAAGCUGCCCAGCUUCUUGCACAGAAGGAAGGUCAAGAAAACAAUCUCAAAGAUCUGCAAAGGUUAAAAGAAGAGCUGAAUGAGGAGGUUACCUUGCAGAAAGACACUAUAUCUAGCCUGAAAGCAGAACUUGAAGUAGAGAAAAAUAAAGUUCAGACAUUGGGAGAAACUGUCAAUACUUUACAAAACAAUAUACUUAACCUUCAGAAACAAGUUGAGGGACUCAAUGAUACAUGUUCAAAACUUGCCUGUGACCUGGAGAAGGAGAGCAAACUAAGAAUAGACAUACAAACACAGCUGACUCAGGUGCAGCAGCUCAACAAGCAGCUGGAAGAACAAGUCAGUAGUGGAGAGACGAUGAUUCACCAGCUUAAAAGGGAAAAGGAAGAGCUAUAUGCAGAACUUCAGACCCAUGCUUCAGACUUUGACUCAAGAAAGAGAACACUAGAUGAGAAUGUAAGCUCUCAUGCAGACAGGGCAGACCCUCCAAUCGACAGAAAUGUCAGCGUCGAACAAUUAGUCGAAAAAACGCCAACGAAUGCAGAACAACGAACCAAGUGUGAUGAAGUGUCGAGAUUAAAGUCUGUUCUAGCAGCAAGAGAUGAAGACUUAAGUAGAGCCAGACUAUUCAUAAAAGAUCUAGAGGAAAGAUUAAGACUAGCAGAGGUGGUUAGUGGUGAAGUUGAAGAACACAGACGAAGAAUAAGAGAACUUGAGUCACAGCUCAUUGAAGUAGAGGAGCGACGUCGACAGCAGCUGGAGGCAGCGGCAGAGGAGGCAGCAAGAUGUGUGGCAGCUAAGGAGCAGGAAUGCCUCAACACUAUUUCUUCAGCAUAUGACCAACAAGACAGUGAAACCACCAACCUAGUACGGCAGCAUCAGGAGGCCUUGAGAGAGGCACAAGAAGGGAUGAAGGAAAAAACAACAGAGCUUGAAGCAGUAUCUCAGGAUUACAAUAACAAGCUACAGGAGAAGGAUGAUGAGCUAUGCAAGUUUGUUCUACAGUAUGAAGAACAGCUGGCAGAAUUGAAAGCACAACAUGAGGCACACAUAAAGGAGUUAGAAGCUACAUGGAAGACACAAGCAGAGAAGAUGGUACAGCAUCGGGAGUCUCAGCUGCAGGAGGAAAUGAACGGCCUUACACAGGAGUGGACCAAGGAACGCAGGAGUCCUGAGCCUCACCCAGCAGAAAACCCUCAGGAAUUGGAAAGGCUGACCCAGGUAGCAGCAGCAGCCUUCCAAAGUGGCACAGAGUCAGUGGAGCUCCUCAAGAAGCAAGUUGCUGCACAACGCCGGGAACUGGAGGACAUGAAGCUCAAUCAUGGAAAAGAAAUAGGAGAGCUGAAAGCCUUGCUAGACCUGAAGCGAAGGACAAGAGGUGCCAGUGGAGGAACAGGUGUGAGACUUGGAGUGUCUUUGGAAGAAGCAGCAGAGUUUGAGUACCUUAAAAACAUCUUAUACCAGUACAUGCUGGGAAAAGAAACACAGACAUUAAGUAAGGUGUUGUGUGCCGUGGUGAAAUUUGAUGGCCGGCAGCAGCAGGAGAUCCAGGAGCAUGAGGAGCAUCGCCAGAGUCUGCUGAGGUCAGUAAAUGGAUCUGUUCAUCCCAGCCUUCUUCAAGAAGAAAGAUCAGAGAUGUCCAAGGCUCUUUGACUGUACAGUUGCAGAAUUGGUCACAAGGCUUAGGCCUCUACUGAGUGAUGUAUACCACAUCUGCCAGCUGAAGGGAACUAGGUAAAAAAUAUGUUCAUUGAAGUACCUGAAUUACAUUAAAAGCCAGCUUAUGACUGGAGAUUGUUGUGGUUAUUACAAUCAAUAUCAAGUUCAUUGUACAGUGUUCCAUGUUUAGCAGUUUACAGCUAAAUAGCUCAAAGUUGGUGAUGGUGUUGGUGUCCACAAAAUACCCCAUUCUCUUACUCCUCAGCACAUUUUUUACACCAUUUUAUAGCAGAAAAGUUGAUAAUUAGUGGUAGUCACUCAAUAUUAAAAUAUUGCAUGAUUGCAGUUGUCGGAAGUCUAUUAAAGUAGUUCAUGUGGACUUCUCUAUCAUUUCAUCUCAAGUCAUUUCUUCUUAAUUAAAUGUUUUCCCUACAAGAAUUAUAUUGCAUACAACUUAAAAAUCAAUAGAACCAAGAGAAGCAGCACAGCUUGUAUAUCUUUAUAAAAUUUUGUGAAUAAGCUAUAAUGAAACAUCAAUAUAUUUUUCUUUUUUUUGUGUGAUAAUAAAGUGUCUAGUCAUCAUAGUCAUAUUCACAUUUUCAUAUGUCUUGGCUAGUUUUAGUGGAAAGAGCCUUUGUGAAUGCUGCCAAACAUUUUACAGUAUGUAAUAUUAUAUAUAUCCAGAGUAUAUUUUUAAAGUAAUAUAACCUAUAUGUAUGUUUAUGAUUACAAAAUAUGGCUGUAGAAGACUGAAUUUCAAAGUCUUAUUUUCCAUACUUUCACAUUUAAUUUCUGUAUCUUCACAUUUCAUGAAAACACUGACAAAUAACUAACUUAAACCUUUAUGGAUGGCAAAUGAAAAGUCAGUAAAUCAUGACCUGCUCGAGAAGUAAAUCUUGUUAGUUAUCAAGGUACAUAAUGAUCGAUCAAUAUCAAUGAGAGAGAAAUUAAAUGAGUUUUUUUCCCAUAGAAGUGAGCUUUUAUUUUAAUUUUUAGCUAUUUUAAUGAUGUGCUGAUAUAUACUUGCAUCAUCAAUCAGUGGCCAAAUGCAAAUAACAAUAGAAGGAAACAGGAAAUUCAUAAACUUUAGUAAUACUUUGCUCUAUGAGUUCUUCCAACUUGAUAUAUUUGAGAGAGAGAGAGAGAGAGAGAGAGAGAGAGAGAGAGAGAGAGUGUUCAAACACCCUUAUUUGCUCCUCCCACCCAGUCUAAACAACCAGGUGACUGAGUAUGUGAUAUUUAUUCAGAUACUGUCAGCUGAUUGGUUUUCAUAAUCAUAAAACUCUUGAUUUUCAUAACUAUAGAACUCUUGAAAUUUACAAGCAUGAUUUUCCCAAUGGGAUGUAGCAGUAACCAAAUGACAUUCAAGAGGGUUGAUGAAACAAGUUUAUAGAGGGUGUGUGUGUGGGGGGGGGGGGUCAAAUAGAUCUACUAAAUGGACGAGAAAAAAAGGUAGAGGAACAUACUCUUCUUGUAGAGAAUAUUACUGUUUUUAUAUGAAGCUGAACUGUAAGAAUCUAGUUUUGAGGUUUUAAGGAAAAUGAAGAAUCUUGCAAAGGAUACAAACAAUAGUAUGCAUGGAAUGUUUGCCUAAAGUUUGGAGAACUGGAGACUUCAUCUCUUGUAACCAACUUCUUUGGAACUACUUCAAGGAAAAGGCAUCUAUUUAAUGGAGGGUUGCAUAUUAAAACAAAAAAAGCUAGAUAUGGUUACAAAAAAAAAGAAAUAUAAAUACACUGCAAGACAUAUGCAUAUAGUGUAUGUAUAUAAAUAUCCAUGGGAUAAAAUACAAAAAAAAUACGUGAUAAUUUAUCCCUGUACCUCAAUCAUAAAAAACA